Pangasianodon hypophthalmus (striped catfish) is the source of this 1376-nucleotide messenger RNA. Its product is annotated as olfactomedin-4-like. Gene Ontology annotation, biological process: signal transduction. Bases 1 to 1206 code for a protein of 401 amino acids. NCBI's taxonomy places the organism in Eukaryota, Metazoa, Chordata, Actinopteri, Siluriformes, Pangasiidae. The transcript is spliced from 4 exons. The record is from RefSeq and is a predicted model, not a curated record.
AUGUUUUUCUCUCUCGUAGGGAAAGUGAUUGAAGUUGCCUGUGACAUGUCGAGCGCUAAGACGGUGCCCGAGUUGGAGGCCACCCUGAAAAAUGUGACGCAGCAGCUGGAGAAGUUCCAGUACCUGAACAAUCAGGGCCUGUACAACGCACUACACCUGACCCAGCUCAGCCAAGAGAUCCAGCAGCUACAUGACACCAUGAAUAACGUAGAACUGGACAAAGCCGGAGGGGAGGCACAGCAGAUACGCACAGAGUUGCAGAAGUUUCACAGAGAUGUGAACAAGAUGUACAGCAAAAAUGUCUUCAACCUAGAAACAAUGAGGGAGAAGCUGCGGUCCCUCAGUAACCGCGUCCAGAACUGCAGGACCAUCCCAAAGACUUCAGGAGUAAGAUUUUAUUGUUCUGAGCGCAUGAUGAGAAAUAUCACUGCGCCAGUGGUCACUAAGAUGAAUCCAUUCAGUUCGUUCUACAUUGCUGGAGCAUGGGGUCAUGACUUCGACAAUGAUGGUGAAGAAACGUACUGGAUCCAGCCUCUAGCUAGUGGGAACAGGUUGGGCAUCACUGUGCGCUUCUACCAGACUUACGAGGACUUCAUGGCUGAAAGGAACCACAGAGAUGAAUCACUGGUUAAUUCAUACACUCACUCUAAUGCAAUUCAGGGACCAGGGACCAUCGUUUACAAGGGCGUUGUGUAUUAUCAGUGCUAUAACUUGCCUGAUAUCUGUGCCUUUGAUUUGAAAACCAAGCAAUUCCGACGCCUUGCGCUUCCUAAUGCUGGAUUCAACAACAAAUUCCCCUACUGCUACUACAGCUGCUUCGACUGGACAGACAUCAACCUCUCAGCUGAUGACAAGGGUUUGUGGGUAAUGUACGCCACGGAAGCUAACCACGGGAACGUGGUCGUGAGUCGAGUGGACACUGAAGGCUUCAACAUAACACACACGUGGAAGACACGCCUGUUCAAGCGUUCAGCGACCAACGCCUUCAUGGUGUGUGGGGUGCUUUACGCAACUCGCUACAUAAACACUUAUAAAGAGGAAGUGUUCUACGCCUUCGACACGACCAUAGGGAUGGAGGACAACACACUCUCGCUCCCUAUGGAGAAGGUGGCAGCGGGUGUCGCCAACCUUCACUACAACCCCACAGACAUGAGGCUCUACAUGUACAAUGGUGGCUACAUGCUCGCCUACCAAGCUUACUUCUGAAAGGCUAGAUUAAAAUAUGCAAUACGUGCAGUGUAUGAUAAGCAUAAACACGACAUGAUUUUCACUAUGGUAUAGCAUCUGACUGAAACUUCAUUAAAUGCUUUAAAGCACUGCAAUGGCAGUGAAAGUGUUUAAAUUUCAGUUGUUAACAGGACCAUACUCUGCUUUUU